AUGUAAUAUAUAUACCAGCUGAGCUAGGUCGGGUUGCGAUUCAUAAUCAAAAGUAAACCAAUAUAAAAAAUGGAAUGAAGGCAUCUGCCUGAAUCGUCUGAAUGUCAUUUUGUUUGUAGUAUAUAGUCAAUGUUUGUAGCCUUGUGAAAGAAACAAUUUAAGUGUUAGAUAGUUAUUUCUGAGUUGUUAUUAUUCGUAGCCUACGACGAACAUUAGCUAUUUGAUAGUCAUUUUCAACCAAAAGAAGUAAUGAUUAUUUAUAAGGUUAUGAGAGCUCAGUGUCUCUCUGCACAUUUGAAAAUCUGUUUCCCAAAACCAGCAGUAUUCAAUGUUAGCAGCAUAAGAUGCAAUCAGACUCUGCAGGGACUUGAGCUGAUCCAGAAUGGAGAGUUGUUAACAAUUGCAGAAGUAAGAAAGAAGUUCAUGGAUUUAAUGGGGUUACAAGCUGGUUUCCGUACAUUGAAACAAAGCCGUGCUCAUCUACUUCAAUACUUGCCAGCUUCUCAAGAUGAGUUGCCUACAAGAACUAUUAAGGAGACGUUUCAAAGUGCAAUAAUACCUCUGAGCACUAAUGUGAGACUACAAGAGAAGUAUGUGAGUGUGUUAGGCCACGUGAGGGCUGGCCGGCUCAUGGAGGAUAUGGAUAUAUUUGCAGCAUGGGUCGCGAUGAACUACAUCAAGAAUCCAAAACAACCUCCAGAUGUUCCAACUCCUUACGUCAUCGUCACAGUUCUUGUGGACCAAAUAUCAUUCACUGAUUUUGUUCCAAAGGCACAAGCUGAUAUCCGGUUGUCAGGGAUAGUGUCAAGUGUGGGGCGCUCCAGCAUCGAGACCACAGUGUGGUUGGAGCAGCAGCAGCAUGGUCAGUGGCAGAAGAUCACAUCUGCCAUCUUCUUGAUGGCUGCCCGAAAUGCCAACAUUUCAGGAAGUGCACCAGUCAACAAACUGGUCGCUGCUGAUGAUGAGGAGAAGCUUAUCUUAGCAGAAGCUGAAGUGCGAAAGAAGCGACGUCAUUUUGAAGAUUCGGGUUCUGUGUUGAACAAAGUUCCUGCGCCAGAUGAGCAGCAUGUUAUCCACAAUCUGUUUGUGAACUCUGUAGACAUGCACAACCCCACCAUCAACCGUCGAGUGCUGCCCCCAGGCACUGUAUGGAUGGCUGACACUAAGCGCUCCAACAUCAUAUUCUCUCAUCCCGAGGAUCGAAAUCUGCACAAUAAAGUAUUUGGAGGAUUUUUGAUGCGCCAGGCUUUGGAGUUGGCUUGGAUUGUUGGGUACUUCCACAGCAAACACAGACCCAAGCUGCUGCACAUCAGUGACAUUAGUUUUAAGAAGCCAGUAGAUGUGGGCUCUUUGUUGGGAAUGACUGGACAGGUGAUAUACACUGAAGAAAACUAUAUGCAGAUCAUAGUGCAUGCUGAAGUAACUAGCCCAUUCUCAGGACAGCAAGUAACAACCAAUGUGUUCCAUUACACUUAUGAGGCUCCAGAUUAUGCUACUAAAGUUAUGCCUAACACUUAUCAUGAGGCAAUGAUGUACAUUGAUGGACGCCGCCAUUUCCAGGAAGUUAUGGGACUUAAAUCUUCAAGUUAAUGUGCUACUGGCUGCUUUAAUUUGGAAUUUCAGUAUUAUCUACACGCGAGUCAAGAGCUUUACUAACUAAAGUUUCCUUUCCUGUUCUGAGAGAACAUAACUAAUAUUUUAACAUUCAAACUUACUGAACCCACUCUUGCCAGUCCAGGGAAUAUUUGAGAAAGAUCAGGUCAUUGAUUGUUAAUGCUUCUACUUGAAUUAAAAAAAAAAAAAUGCUUGUAUUUAUUUUAUAAGGAGAAGCAGGUUAGGUGUUCUAUAGAACACACUGUAAUUGCUUAUUUAAUACUUGGUCCUUGAAAACUCAUGACAAACAGGUGUAUCUUAUUUUAAGACUAUUUAUCUUGAAAUCAUUUAGUAAUAAAUAAUAUUUCAGCUACACCUAAUUUGUAUAUUGCUCUGUUGUUUAGUCAAAACCGAAUCGGAGAGCUUAAAAGUUUGUUUAGCUGAGUUAGGUGGCAUGUAUAAAUAAUGUUUAACUUUUUGUGUUCUGAGAGCAUCAAUUCAUAAGAAAUACAAGGGCAGUUUUUUUUCAACCUUUGAUGAGCCAUAAAAAAGUCAAGUGAUUAAAAAACAAUAUUAUUUCUUUUAUCACACUGUAUGUACACUUAUGUAUGUACUUCUCAACAUAAUCAUCUUGAAGAUUGAGGCAUUUGUCAUACCUGUGGAUAAGUCUUCCAAUAUCCUGUUCAUAAAAUUUUAUCCUGCCGCCAGUAAAUUUAAAUGAGUCAUGACCUUGUCUUGAUGUUCCUCAGUAGUUGAAAGUUUUGACAUCUUGGACACCUAGCGAACACAAAUAUUAUUUUAGUCUAAAUUCUGUAAAAUUACAUUGAAGAGAAGAUCUUGAUACUUCAAAAAUUCUAGAGAUAAAGCACUUAUUCUGAAAGCCGUUUUCUCUGAGCACUUUGUCAUCGUUCAACAAGGCCUGUAGCAACUGACUUUUCCUUGACCUCCUUCACUGUGCAUGUCAGUUUGCACAUAUUUAAACUUUUAGACACCAUUCACGAAUUACACCAUUCACGAACUACACCAUCACUCAUAAUGUUUUCUCUAUAAACACGGCACAUUCUCCAAUGGAUUUCUGGCUGUACGCUUCUGCUUCCAGGAAACGAAUAACACUCCUCAGUUAAAAUUUGGUGGGUGAAUCAAUAGAGGCGACCAUGUUUAUGCCACUGUAGCUUGGCACAACUGGCUAAUUGAACUUGGCAGUGACUAAUGUCAUAGUGAGUAAGAUGCGUGGUAACGACUGCAUACACCGCUGACCUGCCACUUGUUGUCUAGCCACUAUGGCGUGAGAUCAGAGGUUGAAAAAAAAACUACUCUCAUACAAAAGAAAUCUGUGCUUUUUAUUAGACUAAGCCUAUGGAUGAAUGUUUGUAAAUUGUACAGUAAAUGUUUUCUUGGACUGGAUAUGUUUUGUUGAGAGGAAUGUCAACAGUUAUGUUGUUUUAUGCCUAUUUACACAUAUUAAGCUCAAAAGCAUAAAAAAGUAACUACAGUAAUUAAACCCCCUUAUAGCAAAAUGAGAAUAGCCAAUUCUUGAAAAGGAUGUUCAGAAAAAUUAACUUCAUACCAUUAAACACAAUAACUCAAAAGAAAUUUCACAAUAAACCUAAUUUAAUUGUUGAUAUGUGUAAUAUAAAUACUGAGGACAUUUUUAAAAGUUAAAAUUCUCCAAAAUGCCACAAGAAAUACACUAAAAGCAUUCCAAAAUGGCUAUAAAUCAAACAGUGUUAGUCAUGGCAUGUUGAGUCAUGGCAAAUUAUGAUGCUCAAGGUGUUACUGUGGUCACAAUUUUUAUUAUUAUGCAGACAGUACAUGUAUUGUGUAAGAUUUGUAGUUAAUUUGGUUGUGGUAGUUUUUCUUAUGCCCAAGUAAGAGAAUAGAUUUCAAUCCCUGAAAGGUAGUGUGAUAUAUUUUUGUAACAAUGACAAAUGUCUGCAAUUCUGUUUUUUUUUUCUUAUCAUCCAUCAUCAGUAACAAUUUUUUAAACAAAAUAUAAUGAUCAUUUUCUCUUACUAAUCUGUAGCAGGAUUAUUAAGUUACAAGUAUUCUCUGAGUUUUGUGAUAAGUGAAAACUAAUUCAGUUAAGUAUAAGUUAACAUAUAUUAAGUUAAUCUAGAAACUUUCUACAAUAACACAAUGUUAUUUGUCUAAAAAUAAUGUUAAGUGAAAUCUAUGUCCCACAUAGAAAAUCAUCUAUAAUUUUAAAAUAGGGGUAUAAGUAAAUUAAUUACUAUACUAAUAAUGUGCUUCAAAAAUACAAAAAAAUACUUUGUUUACUAAAAUGUUUAUUUACAUAAUAAUUCAGUUCCUUGACAAAUGUAGCGCAUGUAGUCUGUUAAAUUGGCUAAAACGUACCAGAAAUUAAAAAUUAAUAAAUCCCUUAUAAUUUGAAUUUUGGUUGCAUUUAUCCUGAGAAGUCAAGGCACCAAUGGUUUAAAAUUUUUAUUAAUGACAUAGUUUUAUAUUUUGUCAGAUAUUUUGAAAAAAAAAAUUUCAAUAGCAUUUAGUUAAAUAGUAAUAUUAUGACACUAAGUAAAUGACAGUUUGUUGCUAAGGUAGAAGUUUUGUAUGGAAAUACAAAACAAACAUACACAAAUCAAUCAUAAAAAUGAUUCGAAUUUAAUUGUGACUAAUUACAGCAAGUAUUGCAUUCUGACAAACAUGCAGACUAACCAAUAAACGUUUUAACUAAUAUAGUGUUUUCUGCAAUAAACAUGUAGAUCAGACACCACAAAAAAUAAAGAUGAGACUUGGUUCAGAACAUUUGAUAGUGGCACAAAACGUGCAACUUAGUUCUGUAAAUAAAAAAUGGCAUUUUAAGGAAAGAUGUGUAUGUUAAUUAAUAGUUUGACAUACGACAAAAAAAAUAAAAAUUUAAGUGACCUGGAUUAAACAACCAACCUUUUUGCCAAACCAGUUAAGGAAUUGAGGCAUUGCUAACAGAUCUCCCUUCACUUGCUACAGAACCCAAACAUAAUCCUGAACACCCCAUCAAAGUUCAUUAUCUGAACACUCAGGACAAUUAUAAACACCAGAUCUGGUAAUUAGAAUUAAACAUUAAAAUAAGUUUAUAUUUGAGUAAAAAGUUUUGGAGGUUUCAUAAUAUUACUAUUCAUUAGGAUUCUCUCGGAUUAUUUUAAUAGUGAUUAUUGUGGGUAGUAAUGAAAGGAACUGUAUUAAUUAGUCCUGUCAUAAAAUGGAUAACUUUCAAAAAAAUAUUAUAAAUAGUAAUUAAAAAAAUAAAAUCAGAUAAUGUGAUAAUCAAAAUGUAUUAGUGAUAAAAUAUAGCUUUUGAGUUUCUGUGGUGCUGUAAAACGUGAUACUAUUGUGAGUUUAUGUUAAUUUUUUGUUCAUUAUUUUAAGUUUUGUGAUUAUUUUUCAUAAUAAAGUGUUUUCUUGAAAUAA
Messenger RNA from Homalodisca vitripennis (glassy-winged sharpshooter), 4998 nucleotides. RefSeq names its product acyl-coenzyme A thioesterase 9, mitochondrial-like. The transcript is spliced from 11 exons. Bases 250 to 1590 code for a protein of 446 amino acids. Lineage: Eukaryota; Metazoa; Arthropoda; Insecta; Hemiptera; Cicadellidae. The record is from RefSeq and is a predicted model, not a curated record. Gene Ontology annotation, biological process: acyl-CoA metabolic process. Gene Ontology annotation, cellular component: mitochondrion. Gene Ontology annotation, molecular function: fatty acyl-CoA hydrolase activity.